This is a messenger RNA of Strongylocentrotus purpuratus (purple sea urchin), 4695 nucleotides long. RefSeq names its product serine/threonine-protein phosphatase 6 regulatory ankyrin repeat subunit B-like. Gene Ontology annotation, biological process: RNA processing. The record is from RefSeq and is a predicted model, not a curated record. NCBI's taxonomy places the organism in Eukaryota, Metazoa, Echinodermata, Echinoidea, Camarodonta, Strongylocentrotidae. The transcript has 9 exons. Bases 1 to 4695 code for a protein of 1564 amino acids. Gene Ontology annotation, molecular function: RNA binding; RNA nuclease activity; protein binding.
AUGUGGAAGAAGAUUUUCAAAAAGGGGGUCAGUCGUAAAGGCAACGCCAAAAGUCUGAUCCACAGAGACAGUAAGGAGGGAAAUGAACAAGAUGGCCGUGUUGAAGAUUUGCAGAGUGCACUAAGCAGUGCUGCGCAGAAUGGACAACUUGACCUCAUCCAAGAACUGGUCGGUAGAGGAGCCGAGGUGAAUACAGUUGAUAAUGACGGUUUUACUGCAUUACAUUCAGCUGCUCUAAAUGGACAUCAAGAUGUUGUCAAAGUAUUGAUCAGUCAAGGAGCCGAGGUGAAUAGAGUUGAAGAUGAUGGUUGGAAUGCAUUACAUCUAGCUUCACAGAAUGGUCAUCUUGAUGUUAUCAAAGAAUUGAUCGGUCAAGGUGCUGAGGUGAAUAAAGUCGAAAAUGACGGUUUGACCCCAUUAUAUAUAGCUGCACAGAAAGGUCAUCGUGAGAUAACAAACUAUCUGAUCAGUCAAGGAGCCGAGGUCAAUAAGGGCAAAAGUGAUGGUUGGACUGCAUUACAUUCAGCUGCUCUAAAUGGACAUCAAGAUGUUGUCAAAGUAUUGAUCAGUCAAGGAGCCGAGGUGAAUAGAGUUGAAGAUGAUGGUUGGAAUGCAUUACAUCUAGCUUCACAGAAUGGUCAUCUUGACCUCAUCCAAGAACUGGUCGGUAGAGGAGCCGAGGUGAAUACAGUUGAUAAUGACGGUUUUACUGCAUUACAUCUAGCUGCACAGAAUGGUCAUCGUGAGAUAACAAACUAUCUGAUCAGUCAAGGAGCCGAGGUCAAUAAGGGCAAAAGUGAUGGUUGGACUGCAUUACAUUCAGCUGCUCUAAAUGGACAUCAAGAUGUUGUCAAAGUAUUGAUCAGUCAAGGAGCCGAGGUGAAUAGAGUUGAAGAUGAUGGUUGGAAUGCAUUACAUCUAGCUUCACAGAAUGGUCAUCUUGACCUCAUCCAAGAACUGGUCGGUAGAGCAGCCGAGGUGAAUACAGUUGGUAAUGACGGUUUUACUGCAUUACAUCUAGCUGCACAGAAUGGUCAUCGUGAGAUAACAAACUAUCUGAUCAGUCAAGGAGCCGAGGUCAAUAAGGGCAAAAGUGAUGGUUGGACUGCAUUACAUUCAGCUGCUCUAAAUGGACAUCAAGAUGUUGUCAAAGUAUUGAUCAGUCAAGGAGCCGAGGUGAAUAGAGUUGAAGAUGAUGGUUGGAAUGCAUUACAUCUAGCUUCACAGAAUGGUCAUCUUGAUGUUAUCAAAGAAUUGAUCGGUCAAGGUGCUGAGGUGAAUAAAGUCGAAAAUGAUGGUUGGAAUGCAUUACAUCUAGCUUCACAGAAUGGUCAUCUUGAUGUUAUCAAAGAAUUGAUCGGUCAAGGUGCUGAGGUGAAUAAAGUAGAAAAUGACGCUAUGAGUGUAUUAUAUCUAGCCUCAAAGAAUGGUCAUCUUGAUGUCGUCAAAUAUCUGACCAAACAAGGAGCUGAUGUUGAUAAGGCCAAUGGCCAAGGAUGGUCAGCCUUAUACCUUGCCGCAGCUGCUGGUCAUGUUCUUAUUUCAAGGGCUUUGCUUAGUCAGCAAGCGGAGCUGGCCAAAGCCAAUAUAGUUCAUUGGACGGAGUUUCAUACCGCUGCAGAGAGAGGCGAUCUUGAUUCCAUGAAAGAUCAAGUCAGUCAAGGAGCCGAGCUAGAUAAAGCUGGUUCUUUUGGUUGGAGAGCCUUACACAUUGCAGCAAGUAAUGGACACCUUGAUAUGACAAAAUAUUUGCUAAGUCAAGGAGCUGAUGUGAAUUCUAGCAAUGACUUUGGUAGGUGUGCCUUGCAUUGUGCCUCAAAGAAAGGCCAUUUGGAUGUCGUGGAAUAUCUGAUCAGUGAAGGGGCCGAUAUGAAUAAAGGAAAUGACUUUGGAAUGACUGCCCUAGUUAUUGCAUCAUCGUCUGGCCAUUUAGAUAUCGUCAAAUCCCUAAUCGAUCAUGGAGUUGAUGUAGGUAAUUGCGACGCACAUGGAGCCACUGCUCUUCAUUAUGCUGUAUAUUGUCGGCAGAUCGACAUUACGAAGUAUCUGCUCAGCCAAGGUUCUGAACUGAAUAAGAGAAGUGUGCGUGACUCUGUCAUGUUACAAUUUGAUGGACAGUAUGGUCACUAUGAUGUUGUGCGAUGUGUGCAGAGUCAUGUAAGUCAUGGAGUUAGCAGACUCGUUGAUUCUCUCACUGUCUUUAGAGGUGCUCCAGAAAGUGAUCUUGGUAGAAUCAAAUCUCAAGAUGGUGAUGAGGAUAAGACAGCUCAAGGUGGAAUGGUUACUGUGCAUUUGCCACUGAGAUUGUCUGAUCUUGACAUUCAAGAUCUUCUUGUAAGUCAAGGAGGCAGAACGGUUGGUCGCACAUCAUUGCAAUAUGCUACAGAAGGCGGCUGUCUUGCAAUUGUUCGGUAUCUGAUCAGUCGAGGAGCUGAUGUGAAUGAAAGCAACAAUGUUGGCUGGACUGCUCUGCACUUUGCUGCGCAAAUGGGUCAUCUUAAUAUUGUAGAUUAUCUACUUGUACAAGGAGCUGAAGUGGCCAGAGGAGAUGUUGAUGAUAUCUCGCCUUUGCAUGUUGCUGCAUUUGUUGGCCAUUGUAACGUUACCGAGCAUUUCCUUAGGCGAGGAACAGAGGUCAACGGAGCCACCAAGGAGAAAGGUUCUACAGCCCUACAUGUUGGAGUGCAGAAUGGUCAUCUCGAUAUCACAAAAGGCUUGCUCAACCACGGAGCCGAAAUUGAUGCGACAGACAAUGACGGUUGGACUCCCUUGCACAUUGCUGCUCAGAACGGUCACAUCGAUGUCAUGAGGUGUCUACUUCAGCAACUUGCAGAUGUUAGCAAGGUUACCAAGAAGGGAUCAUCUGCAUUGCAUUUGUCUGCAGCAAAUGGACAUACCGAUGUCACAAGAUAUCUUUUGGAGCACGGAGCUGAAGUAAAUCUGAGUAAACCUGCGUUGCAACUCGCUGCAGAACAAGACCAAGUGCAUGGGACAAGUCCGGAUACGUGGUGUGCUAAAGGGCAGAAACACAUUUCUUCCCAUAGUGGCCAUGCAGACACUGAGGGUUUAACAGAAGAUAAGAAGAAAAGGGUUGUUGAACAACAUGCUGAGAAAGGCUGCACACCAGUUCAUUUAGCCACGCAAAAUGGCUACACCUCCAUCAUCGAGGCAUUAGUUUCUCAUGGCGCCGAUCUCAACAUCCAGUCCAUAGACGGACAGACCUGUCUUCACGAAGCCAUCAGACUUUCUGGUCGAAAGGAAUUUAAAGUUGAAGCAACACCAGUACUCCAAAAGAUCUCAGAAGAGUUCUAUCAGAAUGAAUUGUCUCCCAGGAAGGCCCUGGUCUUCUAUCUCUUGGACCACGGAGCAAAGCCGAACAUCAAGGAUAACCAUGGCAACCUACCAGUCCACUAUGCCAAGGAUGAAAUUAUCCGCCAGAUGAUAUUCUCAAGAUCUCCUAACAUGGAUAUCAUCAGAGCUUAUCGAGCUAAAGAGUCGACACCACCAGUGGUCAACGCUGUCUCUGCUGAGGUUGGAUGUGACGGUAAAGAGCUCGAACUGGAACAACAUGGCAUUUCAAUGGCUAUCCCACCUGGGGCUGUCGAACAGAACGAAUCUUGCAAGAUCACCCUUACCGUUGUGAGAAACCUCCCCGGUGUUGUCAUCCAAGAUGACACAUCAAUGGCAGCAUACGGGAUCAGAUGUGACCCUCCAAACAUGGUCUUCCACCAACCUGUUAAGAUCAUUAUACCACAUUCCACCUUGGUCACCCACCCUGAACAAGUGAUACCAGACAUCGUCUCACAUAUUUGGGAUCCAAGAAAGGGUUUACCGAGUAUUUCGAGGACAAAAUCAUCUGCUGCAGCUGACAAAUGGCCGUACUGCAAAGUCCUUAAGAGACAUCUUGAGUUGUACAUCGACCACCCUGCCGAGUGGUGGGUUCUUAUCCCUCUUGAGCAACAAAUCAUCCAGCUUCAAUUCAUGUGUACCCCAUACGUACCGGACAAGAUUGAACGAGGCAAAGAGUUUGAUGUUCAUCUCCACCUGAAUGCAGAUAUCCCGGGGAUUGAAAUGGAGGUACAAAAGGAAGAGAAGAAGAGUUCAUACCACAGUGCACAUCGCUCCUUUCCGAUCUCUAUCGAAGCUAAAUCCGGUGACAUUUCAGUAACUUGUGAUGGUGCAGUUAAGAUGAGCAACAUUAAGGUACUUUCUUUGAAGGAUACUCACAGCCGAAAGAGACACAACUUAUUGUUAUCAAUGACUCCUGGCGAGGAUGAUGCAGAAUUCUCAGUCAUUUACGUGACGAUUUCACAGGCUGGAAGACUAGGCAGGAGGUCUCAAUCGUUGGCGUUCGUCAUCAGAUACACAGGUGUUGCCAAAUCAGAUUUGACUGUAUAUUUUUCCAGGGCUGUGGAAGAGCUCUCUGGCAGUGACCUUCCCGACAUUAAUGUUAUCACGAUAGCUCAGAUGAUGACGGUGAACCAAUUCUAUGAUUUGGGAGUGGCUCUUGGUUUCACCAUACAACAGUUGGAUGUCAUAGAAUACAGGAGGUUCCGUGACAGACAGCAGGCCAUGUAUGACAUGCUAGUGACAUGGAGAAAGAGACAGGCCUCCGGCCAAGAAGCGAAGAAGACUUUCAUCUCGCUCAUGAAAUCUUUGGUCUCGCCAGCCGAAGAGACAGAGAUUUCAGGUUAG